Messenger RNA from Cinara cedri, 1723 nucleotides. The record is from the annotation of a GenBank genome assembly. NCBI's taxonomy places the organism in Eukaryota, Metazoa, Arthropoda, Insecta, Hemiptera, Aphididae.
GUCCCAAGGAAUUCAAGCUCAAAUGAAUGGUGAUAAAUUGAUACGUCUUAGAUUCUCCUAAAUAAAAUAACUAAUUGUAUAUAAUAAAAAUAUAGUAUUUUUAAAAAUGAAUUAGGUAAAAGAACAUUGAAAAAAUAAAAAAACAAACAAUUAAAAGAAAAAUCAUCUGAUAGUGGGAACUUGUGCGGCCACUAGUUAUUGGGCAGUAAAGAAUUUGGUAUUAAUAUUAAUUUAUAAAAAAAAAUACGACAGAUUUUCAACUUUUUAACCUAAUUUAAUAGUUUGCUAUUUUAAUUAACUUAGUUCAUUUGUCUUAUUUGCCCAACUUGAAAUCAACUUAAAUUUUUUUAUUAUUCCUAAUUAGGUUAAUUUUCAAUUUUCAUAUUAUCUAGGAAAAUAUUUUAUUUAUGACUGUUGUUCAUUUAAAAUAAAGACAUUGGUAAUAUUUCAUAUUUGCUUUCAUUUCAAUUAGGUGUUUUAAUUUUUAAUAUCUCAUCAAGUUUUUUAUAUUACCUUAACUUAUUAAUUAAAGUUAUUUUUAGUUAAUUGAAUAUUUCACUUAACUGAGUUAAAAAAUAUUAUUAACUUGCCCAAUGCCAAUCCUUGCUAUUAUAUAAACCAAUAAAUACAAAUAUUGCAUUUUUGUCAUUUCACAAAUCGCGACAUUUUUUUUGCAUAUAUAAAAUAUUUCAUUAAAAUCCGUUGAGCCAUUUUGGAAGAGUGGAACCACAAACACCCUGACACGAAAUAUUUAUACAUUAGAAUACCUCAGCUUUUUCAGAAUAUGAAAAAUAACAUUUGGCCAAUUGAAUCUGUUUGAUUUGAAACCCGCAAAUGCAUAUAAUUCCUGUUUCAUAUUAUCACAUUCUCGAUAAAAGUUAAUAAUGUACCAAUUUAAUUUUAUGUUUUACUGUUGUAUAGAAGCCUUCCAAAAAUCUGAGCUUGAAGAAUCUGCGUCAAAUGAAUUUAAGAUGCCAGUCUAUGUGGGUAAAUUUGAUGAUGAUAAUGAUGAUAAUUAUAUGUGUGGAAUGGAUGAUGCAGAAGAACCAGAAACUGAUCCAAUUGUUCGAGAAAAUACCCUUACAUAUCGUAUGAAUUUAGAAGAUGUGAAAAGAUAUGAACAAGAUGAAGAGGAAACGGUUAGUUGAAUUUUAUAUUACAUUGUAAAAUAUUUAUUUUAUUUCUUAUUUCAGGAAACUGAACAUCUGGAAAUGCGCAAAAGAGUUCAAGCUUGGCAUGAACACCUUCGUCCAAUUUUAGACGAAGAAGAAGAAAAAGGAACUGAGUUUGAUAUACAUGAAUGUGGAACACAAAUAUUAAAUCGCUUUAGCAAAGUUGGUGAACAGAAAUCAUUUAGUGAGUUAUUUGGAGGAAUGGCAAAGGAAGAAGUUUCUGGAUAUUUUUUUUUGUCUAUUUUGAUGUUGGUAAGUAGUGAAUAAUAACAAGGUAUUGAUUAAUAAUUAAUUUCUGAAUUUGUACUUAAAUUAUACUUUAUUUUAGACCAAUACAUACAAUUUGAAGAUAUUAAUACCUGCUGAUGGUGAAACAACUAUAGAACUGUUGAAGAAGGAAAGACAUCAUGAAGAACUCCAAGUUAAUGUUGGUAAUCAAGUGAACAAUGAAUAAGACUAUUGUGUUAUCUACGAGUUCCGUACAUAUACAAAUCGGGUAAUUUCGAUCACGCAUAACAUGUGACACAAGUGACAAACCAGAUAAUUUAGUU